Messenger RNA from Nylanderia fulva, 502 nucleotides. Its product is annotated as phosphatidylinositol glycan anchor biosynthesis class P. Gene Ontology annotation, cellular component: endoplasmic reticulum. Gene Ontology annotation, molecular function: phosphatidylinositol N-acetylglucosaminyltransferase activity. The record is from RefSeq and is a predicted model, not a curated record. Lineage: Eukaryota; Metazoa; Arthropoda; Insecta; Hymenoptera; Formicidae. Gene Ontology annotation, biological process: GPI anchor biosynthetic process.
AUUAAUACAUGUAUGAUAUAUUUUUUUGUAUUAUAAUUUUUAGCUAAUGUUAUGCAAGAUACGUAGGCAUCAUGGAGCACACUCCUGCACCUUACGGUCCCAGAGCAGUGUACGGAUACGCCAUGUAUAUAGGCUCGAAUAUGGUUUUCCUAUUGUACGCGAUAUGGGCGAUAGUCCCGGACGAAGUGUUGCACGAUUAUUUCGGUCUGACGUACUGGCCGUCAAAGUAUUGGGCAAUUGCGAUUCCCAUAUGGGCUUUGACUGCCCUCGCUACGUUCGCGUUUCUGAUUUAUCCUGCUAUCAAUAUGUCGAUUACUCCGAAUAUCGAUGAUAUAUGCACUAUCACGGAUAAACACGCCCUGCAGAAAACUGAGACUAUUUCAGGAGGAAUUCCAGCUGUCUCUGACAUACCAAUUACAGAUGUUUGCAGGAAAUUAUACUUGAGAAAACAAUAACUUGUAAUUAAUAAUGUAUAGUUACAAUUUACUUUUUUUAUUUAAGA